Hyalella azteca is the source of this 1797-nucleotide messenger RNA. RefSeq lists its product as uncharacterized. Gene Ontology annotation, cellular component: nucleus; cytosol. Gene Ontology annotation, molecular function: mRNA 5'-diphosphatase activity. The record is from RefSeq and is a predicted model, not a curated record. The coding region runs from base 138 to 1415 and encodes 425 amino acids. Gene Ontology annotation, biological process: NAD-cap decapping; nuclear-transcribed mRNA catabolic process. The transcript is spliced from 7 exons. Lineage: Eukaryota; Metazoa; Arthropoda; Malacostraca; Amphipoda; Hyalellidae.
GCAUGCAUCCGAACUUCCGAUGAGCGAAGCUUGGGCAGUCCGUGUUCAAUUGCAGUCGAGAGUAGCUGUGUCAUUGUCGUGCUUUGGUGUUGUAAAUUUAUAGAUAAACUCUGUAGAAAUAUUGAUUAGUCAUCGCGAUGGCAUCUUCGUCUGGGACUGUCAACAGUUCGUCCGCGAUGCAAUCAUCGGGCACUUCAGUUCGUCGGAAAUUAUCUCCUACAAUCAUCGGGCACUAUUCUAUGACUGGCGAAGACCAGGCGUUUGAUGGAAGAAACUGCGCAAAGAUCGACAUGAGCUGGGUAAAAGCGUCCGGAAAAAAGUACUUGAAGACACGAAUGGACCUGAACGAAGUUCAGCUUGAGGAUAUGAAGGAUGACAACAAUGACAGCCUGAAGAAUCUGCAGCAAUGGAUCUUGGAGAACCCCGAGUGCAUGAGUCCGAAGCCUCACUUUGUGACGACCCGCCGCGUGAUGCGAUACCUUCUUACUUCCAUUUAUCCGCAGAUGGACGAACUACUUGUAAUACAUGCCACCAAGAUUGGCGAGACAAUUUAUAUGUACCAUGUGGCCUCCGAGAAGGAGGAGCAAAAAGACAAAAGCGUCAGCGGAAAAAAGCGGAAGAACAGCGAAAGAACAGAGGAAGAUAAGCGGAAGGACAGUUCCUAUGGUUUCAAGUUCGAGCGAUGCAUGGAGCACGGUUCUAAAGCUUCCACUGGAAACAAUGGGAAUAAAUCGUACUAUGUAGUAGUCCAAGCCAAACUUGAAUUAGAGCGGUCGUCCAAGCCAGACCACUACACCCUUCUGUACAAGGCUGAGGUAGACGGGAUGAACAAGGACUUCUACACAGACGAUAUUAAGCAGCAUCCCAACGUUGCCGCGUUGAUCGAGCUCAAAACGUGCCAGCUGAAAAUCGACGCCGGCGCCAGGGACAAAAAGAAAAAACAAACCGGCAAGCUAAACGUCGACGCCAAGGACAAAAAAAAAACGGGUAUGCCGAAAUUCGACGCCGAGAAACAAUAUCUGAAGCCGUACACAAUGCGCAACGCGUGGGCGCAGUGCUGGUCGGUGGGUAUCCCGAGUGUGGUGUGCGGCUUCCGGGAUAAAAGCGGCGUUGUGUGGUGCCUUCGGUCCUUCCGUGUAGAUGAUCUGCCUGAUUUGCAAAAGAGAAAUUUCAAUAAGAUUGACUUCUCACCGGACGAGAUGGAAAAUGGCCUGAUCAAAUUCCUGCAAUGGGCCAAAACCGAAGUCAAAGACGACGAGGUGGUCUAUGAGCUCACUGUGACCCAGCCGCGGCUUCUCGAUAACUUCUCCGUGAAGCAGCCGCCUCCAGACAAAGAUCGCUUCCGCAGUAGCCGCUUGUCGCCAGCCUCUCAGUUUCUCUUGCUUGACUUCGUGCAGGAGAUGCGUAGCAACUGACGCGACAUCAGUACGCAAGUGAUGCAACCAAAAUUCAAUGUUUGGCCAAAAAAAUUUAUUUCUUCUCACUAAGCAAUAUGAAGUCGAUUGUACAAACCGCAUCAAAAUCCUUAAUAAAUAAAUAACAAAAUAAAUAAUGAUAUUUGGUUACGUGGUAUUUAUACAUUAUGUUGUAAUAAUUUACUAAUAAAUUCACCCAACUUUCCGGAUGUAGAUAAAUAUGAUUACAAACAUUCUUCUUCUUCAUUCUUCAAUCAUUCAUAUCAUGAAUGAGGUUUACGGCUAAAAUAUCCAGUGUCAAUCCUAAUAGAAAAUAUUGUUUAAAAAAAGCUCUUUCUGUCUGCUCCUAAAUUUUGCUUCUAGCGCAUGUUAAUUUCAUCAA